UUCUAAUUCAUCCCCAAUUUCUAAGCGGGAAAAUCCCAAAAUUCAAAGUCGUUCUCGAUCUACACCGCCCCACCACCACCGCACCCACCGGAAAAUUCAUCCAAAUUUUUUUCCGCCAUGGAUGAAAUUAUAGCUCGAAUAGUUGCGAAUCUCGGAACGCAAGCACCAAUUUCGCGUUCUGCUCUCGCCGAUUUAGAGAUACUGUUGGAUUACACUCUGAAGACCGACGACACAAUCGAUCUCGAGAAUUUCUACAAUGAGCUUUCUUCGAGAAAUAUCUCACUCAAUUCGCUCACCGACGCCAUUUCUUCGGCCAUGGAUUCUGGGCUCAGCUCAAGCAAUUCGAUUUUGGCAUCAAAAGUUUAUCUUUCACUCCUUCUAUCCCCCAAUUCCCCAGUCUUCACACUUUUUACGCCUGUGGCUUUUCUCAGCCUCCUCCGUGCAAUACGAUUGUCUGUAAAGAAUCACUCUUCUGUUUCGAUUGAAGAGUCCUUGUCCAGAAGCCCGGGCCGAAAGAAGAAAGGAAAGAGAAAUGUUGGUGGGAAUAAGAGCAGGGUGGAAAGUAGGGAUUCGGAGGAGAACGAGGGUGGAGAGGGAGGUUAUGAUGUCAAAGAUUUGUUUUCUUUGCUUGAUAAGAUGAAAAUGGUGAUGGAUUUGGUCCAUUUGGACAGGUUUUCGGAUUGUUUGAAGGCUUUGGUUCAGACUGUGUGCGAGAUUCCGAUGCUAGCCGUUGAUUAUUGGGGGAAUACGGGGAGUUUCAGGAGGUUAUGUGAGUUGUGUUCUCAGGUUUUGACCGAAGCGUUGAAAUCCGAGCAUGGGAACCAGGGGGAAACUGCUGCUGAGGUAUUGAAGGCAUUAGCCCCUCUAAUUUUGUCGUCUAAAUCACAGAUUAGAACCUUCGGUUUGCUUUUUGUGGUGAAUAAGAUGGUCGGUAUGGGCGAAAGUUGUGUUGACAUUAUGAAGGCGGUUGCAAACAUGCCAAAGUAUUUGGUGCAGAAAUCCCCGGAAAAGACUGAAGCGAGGGGGUUAGCUGUUGAGUCCAUCAUGGAAAUUGUGAAGGCUUUAGAUUCCGAUUCUCAAGUUGGAUUUGCUGAUUAUGUAGUAAAUAUGAGCCAAGGGAAAGGGCAGUUUAGGCUUUUAUCUGUGGAUCUAAUCCCGGUUUUAUUGAUGUCAUUGAAGGGUCCUUUCGGAUUUGAUAUGGUUGACGGGGUUGAGAAUUCACGGGGUUUGAGGCUAUUAGAAGCAUUGAUUCAGCGCUGCUCUGAUUCGACAGUUGGUGUUAGAGCUAGAGCUUUAACAAACUUAGCUCAGGUUGUGGUGUCUUUGUCGGGGAAUGACAAAAGUAGAACGGUGUUGAAAGAGUUGAUGGGGUUUGGGCAUGAGGGGAUUAACGGGAUUAACAAUAUCCUAAAGCUACGCUGUAUGGAUGAAAAAGCUGCAGUUCGAAAGGCAGCUCUGUUGCUGAUAUCCAAAUUGACAGCACUUUUAGGAGGCGAAUUUGACGAGGAACUGCUAAAGACAGUAGGCAUGGCUUGUUCUGAUCCACUUGUUAGCAUUAGGAAAGUUGCUGUCUCGGCUCUAUCUGAGGCCUUCAGGACACACUCAACCCGUCUCGUGACCAAUGAGUGGGUGCAUUCUGUUCCACGUUUAAUAGGUGACAAUGAAACUAGCAUCCAAGAGGAAUGCGAGAAUCUUUUCCUUGAACUGGUUCUUGAUCGCAUAACUAGGGUUGGAUCGAGCUGUUCAGCCAAUUACGACCCCAUUGCUCACGAUGCAAAGGGCAAGAAAAAUGUCUCGGAUACGGAAACAGAGUUGUUAUAUCCAGAGGGAGUUCUAGGAUUGCUGAAAGAGAUUUGCAACACAGAGGUAUCACCUUGGGUGAAGAAGAUCUGCUCAGGUCUGGGGAAAAAGAAAAAGCUCCAGAAGAGAAUUGUUACCUCGCUUCAAAAUAUCAUCAGGACAUCUGAAACUCAAUGGCUAAAAAAUUGCAUGCCGAUAGAGAAGUGGACAGCGCCACCUGGCGCUUGGUUUUUGUUGUCUGAAGUAUCUGCAUUCCUCUCAAAAGCAGUUGACUGGGAGUUCCUUCAUCAUCAUUGGCAGCUUCUUGAUAAGUAUAAAUCUGUUGGUCAACCCCAAAGCCCUCUUCCAGGGGAAUAUGCAGGGAAAGACAAGAUUGAUUUAGAAUCUAGUUCUGUUGAUUGGGCGAGAGAUCGUGUCUUUCUAUUGCAGGCAAUUUCUAAUGUUUCAAUGGAGCUUCCUCCUGAACCUGCUGCAGAUCUAGCGCAAAAUUUACUCCAACGACUUGAAGGGUUCAACAUGCAUACAACUGAGGUUAAUGCUCAUGUAAAAGCACUGAGAACAUUGUGCAGACGUAAGGCUUCAGGUCAGGAAGAGGCUGAUAACCUUGUAAUGAGAUGGGUGAACCAGCUUCAAUCUAAAGCCUCCAAAGUUUUAGACAUGUGCAUGUCUGAAAUUUCUGAUGCUGAUAGGAUAAGUGCUCUUCUUACACCACAGAGCACUGUACGUCGGAAAGAACCAAGAAUGUCAGACACCGUGUCGAAACUAUUAGCAAACACAAUUAUUGCCGUUUAUACCAUUGGGUCAUUGGUAAUUAUCUGUCCUUCAGCCAAUUUAGAAACAAUUGUUCCAACCAUACAUGCCAUCAUCACUUCAGGGAAUUCCGAUCCAAAGUCAAGAAAACAAACUGGGCCCGUCGUUCGUAUGAAGCAGAUCGCCCCAUCCUUAUACUUACAAGCAUGGCUGGCCAUGGGCAAAAUUUGCCUAGCUGAUGGAAAACUUGCAAAGCGCUAUCUUCCUCUUUUUGUGCAGGAGCUUGAGAAGAGUGAGUCUGCUGCACUACGCAAUAACAUAGUAGUGAUGAUGGCAGAUUUUUGUGUGCGAUACACGGCUAUGGUUGACUGUUAUAUGUCAAAGAUCACAAAGUGUCUGCGAGAUCCAUGUGAAGUGGUAAGAAAGCAAACAUUUAUUCUACUGUCCAGGCUAUUACAGCGGGACUAUGUCAAGUGGAGAGGAGUGCUCUUCCUUAGAUUCCUGUUGUGUUUAGUUGAUGACUCAGAGAAUAUUAGGCAAUUAGCUGAUUUCCUCUUUGGGAAUAUCUUAAAAGCAAAGGCCCCACUUUUAGCUUAUAACAGCUUUGUGGAAUCUGUCUUUGUCUUGAAUGACUGCAACGCACAUACAGGACGUAGCAACACCAAUAAUUCACGCAAUGAAAACCGUCUUUUUUCAAUUAGAGGAAACGAUGAGAAGUCAAGGUCUCAAAGGAUGCACAUUUAUGCCACCUUGUUGAAACAAAUGGCCCCAGAGCACCUUCUUGCCACCUUUGCAAAAGUAUGUGCUGAAAUUCUUGCUGCUGCAUCGGAUGGUUUGCUCAUUCUAGAAGACACUACUUCCCAAUCAGUUUUACAGGAUGCAUUCCUCGUACUCUCUAGCAAAGAGAUCCGAAUUCAGACCAAUCACGGACCAUCUUCGGAGGCAUUAGACGUAGAAGACGAAGGUGGAGACAGUGCGAAAAACGGGAGAGCAAUAACUCAAGCAGUCAGAAAAGGGCUCAUCCAAAACGCAAUCCCCAUUUUCAUCGAACUAAAACGCCUUCUAGAGAGCAAAAACAGCCCUCUCAUAGGCUCACUCAUGGAUUGCCUGAGAAUCCUUCUAAAGGACUACAAGAGCGAGAUCGAAGACAUGUUAGUUGCCGAUAGGCAACUCCAGAAAGAACUCAUAUACGAUAUUCAGAAAUACGAAUCAAUGAAGGCAAAGAAUACAGCUGCGAACAUGUACAGAUCGGAGGCUUAUCUUUCGCCUUACGCUGCUGCAAAGAGCAAAAAGUUGCCGGAGAAUGUUAAAGUGGCGUCGGCAGUGGCUGAUGCCGUGGCGGCAGCCACCGCGAGAUCGGUACUGAGAGAAGUGAACAACGGUGCUUCGACGCCUCUCAGUGCGAUGAAUGUGCCUAAGCUUAAGUCUCGGACAGUGGGGCAAAAUCGGGAGAGUAAUUUACGGGGAGAUAGGCCGGUUGGGGUGAUUGAAUCUUUGAGGAGAAGACAGUCAUUUGACACUGAUGAUGAGAAUUGAGAAAGUGAGUUUGGAUUUGUAUAGAGAAAUGUUUGAGUUAAGAAGAAUGAUUGUUCUAACCAAUGUUGUUGUAACCGAAUCUAUUAUAAUUCUGAACUCGAGAAUUAGUCGGACGAGGUUCGGACAUUUCGAUUAUUUAAAAAAGAAAAAAAUCAUCCCAGGA
Molecule: messenger RNA, 4249 nt
Organism: Erythranthe guttata (spotted monkey flower)
Lineage: Eukaryota; Viridiplantae; Streptophyta; Magnoliopsida; Lamiales; Phrymaceae
Product: binding protein
Biological process (GO): meiotic chromosome condensation; mitotic chromosome condensation
Cellular component (GO): condensed chromosome, centromeric region; condensin complex
Molecular function (GO): histone binding
Source: RefSeq, a predicted model, not a curated record